CGUUUUUUGGUCCAUGAAUCAAAAGAAGAACCAAGUCAGGCAGAAGCAAAAUUGAUUGCAAAAUUGAAAACUGCAUUCCCAGAGGCUUCUUGUAUACAAGUUGCUGAUGUAUCAGGUGGAUGUGGAUCCAUGUAUGAAAUUUAUGUGGCAAGCAGUAAAUUUGAAGGCAUAAAAACUGUCAAUCAACACAAAAUGAUAAAUGAGGUUUUGAAAGAGGACAUUAAGAAGAUGCAUGGUAUACGAAUCAACACA
This is a messenger RNA of Helobdella robusta, 252 nucleotides long. RefSeq lists its product as hypothetical. The transcript has 3 exons. The annotation marks the transcript as partial. The record is from RefSeq and is a predicted model, not a curated record. Lineage: Eukaryota; Metazoa; Annelida; Clitellata; Rhynchobdellida; Glossiphoniidae.